Messenger RNA from Nannospalax galili (Upper Galilee mountains blind mole rat), 1278 nucleotides. RefSeq names its product histone H2A type 1-H. The record is from RefSeq and is a predicted model, not a curated record. Bases 48 to 434 code for a protein of 128 amino acids. The transcript has a single exon. Lineage: Eukaryota; Metazoa; Chordata; Mammalia; Rodentia; Spalacidae. Gene Ontology annotation, cellular component: nucleosome. Gene Ontology annotation, molecular function: DNA binding; protein heterodimerization activity; structural constituent of chromatin.
GGGAACCUUGGUGUCACCCAACUCCUAACUGCCGUUUGCUCUUCGCCAUGUCUGGACGCGGCAAGCAGGGCGGCAAGGCGCGCGCCAAGGCCAAGACCCGCUCGUCCCGGGCCGGCCUGCAGUUCCCCGUGGGCCGCGUGCACCGGCUGCUGCGCAAGGGCAACUACUCGGAGCGGGUGGGCGCCGGCGCCCCGGUCUACCUGGCGGCCGUGCUGGAGUACCUGACGGCCGAGAUCCUGGAGCUGGCGGGCAACGCGGCCCGCGACAACAAGAAGACGCGCAUCAUCCCGCGCCACCUGCAGCUGGCCAUCCGAAACGACGAGGAGCUCAACAAGCUGCUGGGCCGCGUCACCAUCGCGCAGGGCGGCGUCCUGCCCAACAUCCAGGCCGUGCUGCUGCCCAAGAAGACCGAGAGCCACCACAAGGCCAAGUGAGCGAAAGUUUUGGAAGUUCUUGAAAAAGGCUCUUUUUAGAGCCGCAUUCUCUCCUCGGGAAAAGACUGACACUUGAUAUUUUGACAAACGCCUUUAUAUUUGCGCGGUUACAUAGUUCUACGCGUGUUUCCGAGUGACUGGCCGUACGUAUGUGGAGGUCCGGGAAACUUGGAGUUUUCACCUGGUCAGGAUGGUCGAGUUCUGAAAGUAUGGUUGCUCCGAGUUUGAGGUAGUAAGUCUAUAAAUGUGCAAGUGUACUGCCUUUACAGCUUAAUUUUCCUUUUCUGCAUACUAGGAUCUAAUUUUUUGUGCCUUGGCUUUCUCAUGUUACAAUUCUAUCAUUGCUAUGAGCUACAUAGUGCUUUGUACACUAAGCAGGCAUGUAGACAGUACUCUAAGCUUGACUGUAGUCAUAAUGAUGGCAUUCCUUGUUAUCCAACCCCAAGAGGACUGCUAGACAACCUUCAGUCAGGAAAAGUACAAUCUUACGAAAAGCAGAAGACUUUUGUGAAGAGUGGCUUCAAAUAUCCUCAGUGUUGCCAACAGUCUAUGUGAGCGUAGGCAGGUCUUACUCUGGGCCUUAAAAAAUAAUUUUAAUGUCACUUAAUAGCUUUGCUGUCCGGAAAUUCAGGCACAAAGAUUUAUUUUUCCUCUCAAUUCCGAAUUGCUUAUUCUUUCAGGAACAAUUUAUUUCACACUUAAAUAUACACAGUGUUCUUGGUAAGGAAACUGUCUAGUGAGCAAAAACAAAAGGGAGCAAAUAAAUCAUAAUGUAGGAAGGGGCUAGAGAGAUAACUGGUUAAGAGCUAGUGGCUGCUCUUGCAGAGGACCCAGGUUCAGUUCU